UAUGCACUUACUGCAUUCGUUUCGCAGUCAACCUAGGAGACGGAGGGCCGUCUCCCACGCAGUCCAGUCUGAGCGAUAAUUGUGAUUUCUGUGUUUGUGUGUGUCGAUGCAACAUGUCGUCAGUAGCUGCUACUAAUCGUGCUAGUGAAAUGUGGAACAAUUGUGCUGAUGUGAACACUCCAAGUGCCCGAGAAGUGAAACAGUACGGAUAUGCACAGUAUCCGAUGGUAUCACCAGACUCCUAUAACUAUCAAAAUAACUACUAUCCACCAAAUGGUGAUUAUUCUAAUACAGUAAGUGCUAGUUACGGUGGCAGGCCAUAUGGAAACAACAAUCAGUGCGAUGGAAUAGUGAAAUCAGAACCGAAUAAUUGGCAUGGUUAUCCAACGAGUUACAUGCAUGAUAAUCACACUAAUUUUGACAUGAUAAAUAAAUGGAGAGAAAUGAAUUACUACGGUCAACACGGACAGCAACUAGCCAAUUAUGGAUUUGAUCAAAGAAUGAACCAAUUACGAAAUCAACCUACUCCAGAUAAUAGGAGCGAUGACGCUAGGUCACUCAAUUCUCCAAAUGUAGGCGAUGUAAACUAUGGAUCACCACAGAGUGCUUCAAGUAACGUAAAACCAGGUUUGGACCAUCCAGUGUCAGAAGAGGAAGAUUCUCCUAAUCUCCGAUCCUUAUUGACGAAGCCUAAAACAAAGAAGCCGCUGCCGUAUUUUGUGAAAUGUGAUAAACCGUAUGCGCAAGAAAUGAUGCAGCGUAUGAUGUACCACGCAGAUGAUGGUGCGGAUUGGGAAAAAAGUAAUGAAGUUUCGCCGUCGAAGGAAUGCAAUUUGUCGCAAUUUCAUGGUGGUUUCGAGAAUGGUAAGGGUCAAACGUCAAUCAAGAGCGAAGGUGUGGGUGGAGCGCCCGCGAAAGACGCCGCGCCGUCCUCGCUGGAGUCUGCGGAGCCCUGUCAGGACGUGACGAGGGUCGAAGCAGGCGGGGACAAUGCGGAUUACGCCGAGAAUAAAAUGGCCGCUACAGCCGAUAUGCAAGGAUAUUAUCCGUGGAUGAAAGGUGUUGGAGGUGACGACAAAAAAGAAGGAUCAAAGAGGACGCGCCAAACGUACACUCGCUUCCAGACCUUGGAGUUGGAAAAGGAAUUUCAUUUCAACAAGUACCUAUCCAGGAGGCGCAGGAUAGAAGUAUCCCAUGCCCUGGGACUGACCGAACGACAGAUCAAGAUUUGGUUUCAGAACAGGAGGAUGAAGGCGAAGAAGGAUGGAAAGCUUACGACGUCUCCUGAUCCUUAUGCUGCUGAAGACAUGGGUGCUACGAAGAUUCCUGGUAUGCCUGAGUACAUGGAGUCCAGACCACAGAUGCCUGGUAUAGCAGAGUACCCUAAUUUUCCAAUGGCUCCAGUAUCAGGUAAUGUAGGUCACGGAACCAUACCCAACGGCAUGCCUCCAAAUUAUAUGAUGCCCAAUUAUGGACCCAUGAUACCCAAAAUGUGACCAUAACGAUAUUUUUUAUGUUGAUUAUUUGUACAUAGUUAUAAAUUAUUAUUUUUUUAAGACUUCAUAGAAGGUUUAUUUAGGACACUUUUUAAAUAUAGCGGAGGAUUUAUUAACCAGUUAACUAAAAUUACGAUAUUGUUUUCUCUCUUCAUUUCAUACUUCAUUAAUUUAGCGUCUGAAACUCUGUUCAUGUUAAGAUGAAUGCUUUAGUUUUUAUUUCUAUUUUGUUUAUCUCUCUUGAUCAGGUAUAGGUAGGUACCUAGGUAAGAAGUAGGUACUUCAAUCAAAAUAUUCAGCGAAUGUUAUGUAUUACAAUAUGAUUAGAUUUUUUAUAUUUUACAUUUUAUUAAAUCCACAAUAUUAAUACUUAACAAAAUAGUUCUUUUCUAUUUCUGUAAUGCGACAUAUUACUAAUAUAAUUUAAUUUCCUU
Molecule: messenger RNA, 1930 nt
Organism: Ostrinia furnacalis (Asian corn borer)
Lineage: Eukaryota; Metazoa; Arthropoda; Insecta; Lepidoptera; Crambidae
Product: segmentation protein fushi tarazu
Exons: 2
Coding region: 114-1496 (460 amino acids)
Biological process (GO): anterior/posterior pattern specification; negative regulation of transcription by RNA polymerase II
Cellular component (GO): nucleus
Molecular function (GO): DNA-binding transcription factor activity, RNA polymerase II-specific; RNA polymerase II cis-regulatory region sequence-specific DNA binding
Source: RefSeq, a predicted model, not a curated record